GACACACAACACACAACACACAACAAUUUAAAGUAACUUUGAAUUGGAGAUGGUAACUUCAAAAUUAGGACAACCACAACCACAAUCGCAACGCUGAGGAAUGACAAUGUCGACCGUGCUCAUGUCUUCCUUUUCCUUCACUCCGUCCACUAUCUUCGCUUGUUCUUCAUCUCCAGAUAAUUCUAAAUCUCCGAAUCCAAAAUCCGUGAAAAUCCGACCUGAUUGGAGAGAAAAAUCUCGACCAAUUCCUCCUGGUGGUACUUACCCUGCUAAAGAUCACUGCAGUCGAUGUGGACUUUGUGAUACCUAUUACAUUGCUCAUGUGAAGGAGGCAUGUGCUUUCUUGGGAGAUGGCAUGUCUAGAAUAGAAACUUUGGAGCCCCUGGUCCAUGGGAGAGGCAGGAAAGAGGAUUCCCUUGAUGAGACAUAUCUAGGAGUCUAUGAGGAUCUAUUGUAUGCUCGUAAAAUAAAACCUGUCGAAGGAGCACAGUGGACGGGUAUAGUGACAACUAUUGCUGUUGAAAUGCUUAAAGCAGGCUUGGUUGAAGCAGUUAUCUGCGUGCAGAGUGAUCCAGAGGAUAGAUUCAGUCCAAGGCCUGUAUUAGCUAGGACACCAGAUGAAGUAAUUGCAGCGAAAGGUGUUAAGCCAACUUUGUCUCCAAAUCUUGACACACUUGCCCUAGUUGAGGCAUCUGGUGUAAAGCGUCUUCUCUUCUGUGGUGUUGGCUGUCAAGUGCAAGCACUGAGAUCGGUGGAGAAAUAUUUGAAUUUGGAAAAACUGUAUAUUCUUGGCACCAAUUGCGUGGACAAUGGAACACGAGAAGGACUGGACAAGUUUUUAAGAGCUGCAAGCAGCGACCCAGACACAGUGCUUCAUUAUGAAUUCAUGCAAGAUUACAAGGUCCAUUUGAAGCAUUUGGAUGGCCAUAUUGAAGAAGUCCCAUACUUCUGUCUACCAGCCAAUGAUUUGGUUGAUGUCAUUGCCCCAUCCUGCUAUAGUUGUUUUGACUACACAAAUGCAUUGGCGGAUUUGGUAGUAGGAUAUAUGGGAGUUCCAAAGUAUUCUGGCACCAGCAUGACACAACAUCCACAGUAUGUCACUGUAAGGAAUGAACGUGGUAGAGAGAUGUUGAGCCUCAUUGAAAACCUCAUAGAAAUUACUCCCACUAUGAGCAGUGGAAAUAGGCGUCCAUUUGUAGUGGAGACUGUUAAAGCAGAUGAUGAUGCUAAAUUUGGGAUGGGGCCUUCUCAGCCUGCUCCAAAAUUUAUUGGAAAUCUGAUUUCAGCUGUCCUUAACUUUAUUGGGCCAAAAGGUUUGGAGUUUGCCCGUUACUCACUUGAUUAUCAUACCAUUCGGAACUACCUGCAUGUAAAUCGUGCCUGGGGGAAGGAGAGGGCCACUAAGCAUGUACCUUCAUACGCAAGGAAACUUGUUGAGAUGUACAAUAACACUGGUGAAAUUGACAAGAUGAUUUCCAGAUCAAGGAGUGGAUAAUAUAUUAUUAAACAGAACAAUUCUGCUUAUCCAGAGGUUUAGCAUGUGAGUUCAUUAAUCUAGGUCAGUUAAUCCAAUGUGUAGCAUGAAACAUUCUUCUGGAAAAGUAUUUUUUUCCGUUUUGGCCUAGUUAUGCAGCUGUACUACUUUUUUUUAUUGGUUAGUUUUACUUGUACAUAGAAAGGCUUAUCUUCUAAAAGCACAUUAUGCUAUCACAAUUUCUUUUCCCAAAUUCUGUCAUGAAUUCAUGAUUAGUGUCCAUGUCCUGUUUGAACCUGUUUUUCUGUGUAUUCUUUAUUAUGAUCCAUAAUUUAAAGUC
Chenopodium quinoa (quinoa) is the source of this 1814-nucleotide messenger RNA. Its product is annotated as 7-hydroxymethyl chlorophyll a reductase, chloroplastic-like. Gene Ontology annotation, biological process: chlorophyll cycle. Gene Ontology annotation, cellular component: chloroplast. NCBI's taxonomy places the organism in Eukaryota, Viridiplantae, Streptophyta, Magnoliopsida, Caryophyllales, Amaranthaceae. Gene Ontology annotation, molecular function: 7-hydroxymethyl chlorophyll a reductase activity. The record is from RefSeq and is a predicted model, not a curated record. Bases 101 to 1495 code for a protein of 464 amino acids. The transcript has 19 exons.